Molecule: messenger RNA, 411 nt
Organism: Aspergillus costaricaensis CBS 115574
Lineage: Eukaryota; Fungi; Ascomycota; Eurotiomycetes; Eurotiales; Aspergillaceae
Exons: 2
Coding region: 64-411 (115 amino acids)
Source: RefSeq, a predicted model, not a curated record
AUUCUUCCCAAAUCCUUAAAUCAAGUCCUCGUGACCCAAUCAAACCCAACCAAACCAUUCAUCAUGCGUUUUACUGCCAUCAUCGCCGCCACCUUGGCCUUCGCCAGCUCUGCCGCCGCCGCCGAGUGCGCCGCCGGUGCCACCGCCGAUUGCAAGCCCGGCUUCGACUACUGCGCUUCCACCCUGCAAGACAGAGGUGAUGCGGACUCUGCUAUCAAGGAUGCGUAUAGAAAGGCAGGCUAUGGUACUGGGACGAUCAACUUCCCCGGCCAGUGGUGGGGCACUCUUUUCCAUUGCAACGAUGACCAUACCUUGACGGUGGUGAAGAGCUGUGGUGGAGUCAAGUGUAAGGAUGGUGGUCUUAACAAGAACGACUACUGCGCGUCCAAGAGCUCCGGCUCGAUUUUCUAA